CACGGGAGACUUCUACCAGUAGAGGUACAAAACAAACACAUUUGUCACGUAUCUGCACCAACACCUCCAUUAAUAGUUGAGUUCUUCAAUUCCCCAAACUCAGCCUCACACCAACAUCGUUAUCAGUUGCAACUACCAAGAAACUCACCAAAGAUGCAUGCUGCGGCAUAGGUAGCACACGACGGUUGUGCAGCUGGUUUGCUGCCAUGGUUGCCGAGAUGGGAGAAGCACCAGCAGCAACGGUGGAGGCAGGAGGCGGCCAUGGCGAGGCAGUGAAGGUGCUCCAGUCGCUGGCAUCGUCUUCCCUGGCCUGCUCCGUCCCACAGCUCCCGACCAAGUGGAACGCCGUCAAGGACAAGCUCCAGCAGCUCUGCUCCGGCCUGAAUUUGCUGCGCAAUGACGGCGACGGCGAGGAGGAGAGGGAAGAGCACCAUGUGCUGGUUCAGUUUCUGCAAUCUGCCUCUGCCACCGUGAGCAGCAUCCUGGCCGUUGCCUUGCAGUGCGGCGACGGCACGUACAAGGGCGGGAGGCUCCGUCUGAGGAGCGACAUGGACAGCCUGAGCGCCAAGCUGGACGCCCACGUGAGGCAGCUCAAGGAGAUGGCAUCCUCCUCCUCUGGCGCGCCGGCGCCGUCGCAGGCCAUCGUCGCGGUGAGGCCCGGCGCCGACGCUGGCGUGGGCGAGAAGAGGUUCUUCCUCAAGGACCUCUUCUCCAGGAUCAGGGUCGGCGGCCCCGUGCAGCGAGCCCAGGCGCUGUCCACCAUCGGCGAGCUCAUGUCCGAAGACGAGGCAUGCGUGCGCGUCGUCGCUCUCGACAUCGACGACGGCGUCGCCAUGCUCGCCGGCUUCCUCGAGUCCCAAGACCCACGCAUCCAGGAAGAAGCCGCCGGCGCCGUAGCCGUUGUCGCGAGCUCAGACUCAUACAGAGGAAUGCUGGUCAAGGCAGGCGUGGUCGCGCCGCUCGUGCAGCUGCUGGAGAACGCGGCCGCGGUCGCCACCGCGCGCGCCAGGGAGAGCGCGGCGCAGGCGCUGCGCGAGCUGACGGAGAACUCGGACAACGUGUGGGCCGUGUGCGCGCACGGCGGCGUCACCACGCUGCUGCGCGCCGUGGCCGACGCCGGCAGCGGCGGCAGGCUGCUCGUCUCGUCCUUCGCGGUGCUCAGGAACCUGAGCAGGGUGGAGGAGGUGAAGGUGUUCAUGGUGGAGCAAGGCGUGGUCACCGAGCUGGUGAAGCUCUCGCAGAAGAUGGAGGAGGUCCGGAAGCUCGGCGCCGUCGAGCUGCUCCACUCCAUGGCCCUCGACGACGCCGACGUCCGGGAGGAGGCGAUCGGCAUGGGGGUGAUCCAGUCGCUGCUCCAGCUGAUAUACCCUGACCUGCCUUACUCUUACAAGGCCAGGGAGGUCGCCCUCGCCGCCAUCUGGUUCUUCUGCUUCUCUUCUGCCAGCUCCAUUGACGACCUCACCAGCUCAGACGUCCUCGGGUGGCUCCUCUUCUACCUCAACAAUGGCGACUACGCCGUCCUCGAGUGCACAUUAAAGAUUCUGAGGCAUCUCUCCGAGGUUUCUGAAGAAUACAGCAGGAUGAUGGGCAGAGCAGGGUAUUUCAGUGCCCUGGCAAGCUUGCUCGGCGCGAAAUCUUUCCGGGUUCGCGAGAUGGCGGCGCAGGUGCUCUCCAGCCUGCUGUCGAACCAUCCGAACCGCGUCAUCUUCAUCCAGGACGGCGAGAAUCUGGACAGGCUGCUGCAGCUGCUCGAUCCUUCCGAGGGCAAGCUGAUGGCGAAGGGCCUGAUCCUGUCCGCUAUCGUGUCCUUGGCAGAGACCACCAGCGGGAGGAAGAAGAUCGUGUCGUCGGAGCAUUUCAGUACCCUGAAAGAGCUGGCCGAUUCCGGGGACUAUGAUGCGAAGAAGGUCGUCAAGAAGAUUGCCAAUAACAGACUGCAGUCAAUGUUCAGCAAGAUAUGGAGUGCUUAAGUUAUUUUCUGACCACCCCAGAUGGCUUUACUAAACAGCCCCUUUGAUUUAGCUUUAGUGGAUUUGAUUUGAUGUCCAUAGUUUCCUCUACUUGCCAUAUCUAUAUCCAUCAGGGUGAUUUCUUUGUGUUGUACAUUGCAGCUUCAGUGAAUUUCAAGUUUUGCCAUCA
Messenger RNA from Lolium rigidum, 2139 nucleotides. RefSeq lists its product as uncharacterized. Gene Ontology annotation, molecular function: protein binding. The record is from RefSeq and is a predicted model, not a curated record. The transcript has a single exon. NCBI's taxonomy places the organism in Eukaryota, Viridiplantae, Streptophyta, Magnoliopsida, Poales, Poaceae. The coding region runs from base 207 to 1970 and encodes 587 amino acids.